GUCCGGACUAAUUCCGACUUUUCGUUGAAAAACUGCGUUAAAAAAAAAUCGGAGAUAAAAUUUGUUGAUUUCGCCUUGGCCCUCUUGGAAGACGUAAUAAGAGAUGGAUGUAUGAGAUAUAUAAAGGCGGAAAGGGAGGGGUAAUGAUUCAUGUAGUUACUAGGUAUAAUAGUGAAUCGACCAACAGCUUCAAAUACAAACUGCAUCUUCUCCAAAAUCACAAUCACCGCAAGCAAGAGUGGUCAACACAGAAAUACCUCCCACAGAUAGUAUACGAAAAUGGCAGCCACUUUCUUCGCGUUUGCGCCAGAGCCCAAGACCGAACUUGGUCGGCACCGUAUCCUGGCCCCGACGGCCGGCAUUCGUGUCUCGCCAUUGGCCCUCGGUGCCAUGUCCAUUGGUGACGCAUGGUCUGACCUGAUGGGAUCCAUGGAUAAGGAGAGCUCAUUCAAGCUGCUGGACGCAUUCUGGGAGGCGGGCGGCAACUUCAUCGACACCGCCAACAACUACCAGAACGAGCAGUCCGAGACAUGGAUCGGAGAGUGGGCGGCCAAGAAGGGCAUCCGAGACCAGCUUGUCAUUGCUACCAAGUUCACUUCAGACUAUCGAAGCCACGAGCUGGGAAAAGGAAAGGCUCAAAACUUUCAGGGUAACCACCGCAAGAGUCUCCAUGUGAGCGUAAGAGACUCCCUCAAGAAGCUCCAAACCGACUACAUUGAUAUCUUGUACAUCCACUGGUGGGACAGCACCACUUCCAUCAAAGAGCUCAUGGACUCUUUGCACAUCAUGGUCGAGCAGGGCAAAGUUCUCUACCUGGGAGCUUCAGAUAUGCCUGCAUGGAUCGUCAGCGCGGCCAACACAUACGCAGUUGACAACGGCAAGACGCCUUUUAGCAUCUACCAAGGCCGAUGGAACAUCAUGCUGAGGGAUUUUGAGCGGGACAUUAUCCCCAUGGCACGGCACUUCGGCAUGGCUCUCGCGCCCUGGGACGUUCUUGGCGGAGGAAAGUUUCAGACAAAGGAGGCCCUGGAAGAGCGCAAGAAGAAAGGCGAGGGGCUGCGCGCCCUUAUAUCACUUCCAGAACAGAGUGCUGAAGAAGCAAAGAUUAGCGAGGCGCUCGCCAAAGUGGCGGCAGAGCACGGCAUCACCUCCAUCACCGCUAUUGCCCUAGCAUAUGUAUUGCACAAGGCAGGAAAUGUGAUCCCUAUUGUUGGCGGAAGGAAAGUUGAGCAUCUCAUGGACAAUAUCCAGGCCCUGAGCAUUAAGCUCACAGACGAUCAAAUCAAGUUCCUCGAGGGUGUACAGUCGUUUGACCUGGGAUUCCCUUCAGCCUUCUUGGGCCCUGAUCCUAAUAUUACAGGGUAUUCCCCACGACUCCAUCGGACGGCUCACUACAGCUUCCCUAAUGCGGGAAACCCCAAGAGUACAGUAUAAGGUGAUGAAUGUCUUUAGUUUGACGAUAACUACUUUGUGUGGGUGAUGUAUAUCUGCACAGUCUGCGAAAGGUUCUCUGUGGCCAUUCAGAAAAAUUUGCGUUUUAAAGCUCCCAGCCAACUUUUGUUGCAAUACAUACAUUCUAUAAGGGGGGUCUUAUUUGCUCAGCUUCAGGAUGCUUUUAUCAAAUUAUUGUUCUAAGAGCAUAGAUAGAUGCAUCUAUUCGCUCCAUACUACGGCCUUAGGUACAACAGCAUUAAACAAACAAACUUGACUUGUUACCUGCAUAGAUGCAUCCAUCCCAAGUGUGCCAUUCUAGCCGUG
Molecule: messenger RNA, 1758 nt
Organism: Trichoderma asperellum CBS 433.97
Lineage: Eukaryota; Fungi; Ascomycota; Sordariomycetes; Hypocreales; Hypocreaceae
Product: Putative aryl-alcohol dehydrogenase aad14
Source: RefSeq, a predicted model, not a curated record